AUGAGCGGCUUUUACAUGCAGUACCUUGAGAGCCUCUGCCGGCGCCGCGGUUGGAGCGACCCGUCAUACGCGUGCUACCGUGAUCAGGCGGGAUACACGUGUCUUGUGCUCGUGAACGGACGCGAGUACCAGACCGAUCUGGCCUACGAAUCGGAUGGUUUGGCGCAGGAGAACGCUGCCAUGCGCGCGUUCAUGGUGUGCCGCCAAUUCUCCGUGAAUGGCGGAAUGCUCGCGCGGAAUGGCGUCGUUCAGGGGCUCCCAGCGGGCGACAUGAUGGGCCGCCGCCACAAGAGCCGCCACACUUCGUCCAGCGACAGCAGCGACCGUCGAAGCAGCCGCCGCUCAGGCAACCACUCAAGCAGCAGCUCGACCGCCUCUUUCGACUAA
Molecule: messenger RNA, 387 nt
Organism: Emericellopsis atlantica
Lineage: Eukaryota; Fungi; Ascomycota; Sordariomycetes; Hypocreales; Bionectriaceae
Exons: 2
Coding region: 1-387 (128 amino acids)
Source: RefSeq, a predicted model, not a curated record